This is a messenger RNA of Sphaerodactylus townsendi, 3084 nucleotides long. It is a transcript of the gene ANKK1, whose product is annotated as ankyrin repeat and kinase domain containing 1. Lineage: Eukaryota; Metazoa; Chordata; Lepidosauria; Squamata; Sphaerodactylidae. Gene Ontology annotation, cellular component: cytoplasm. Bases 53 to 2329 code for a protein of 758 amino acids. The record is from RefSeq and is a predicted model, not a curated record. Gene Ontology annotation, biological process: protein phosphorylation. Gene Ontology annotation, molecular function: ATP binding; protein kinase activity; protein binding. The transcript is spliced from 8 exons.
AUGGGGAGGAGCAGGAGGCAGAGAGGGGGCAGCCCGGUGGGUGGUUUGGGACAUGAUGGGCACGUUAACCAGGUUUAGCAAGGGAGAUUUUGAAGAGGACUGGCUUCUGCUGGCCAGUGGAGGUUUCAGCCAGGUCUUCCAAGUGAGGCACAAAAGAUGGAGAACAGUCUACGUGGUGAAAUGCUUCCCUGGCCUUCAACAAGCUCCCACCUUGGACAGAGCCACCCUAGACUUUCUCAAUGAGGAGGCGGGUAAGAUGGAGAAAGUCAAAUUCCAGCACGUUGUGUCCGUCUACGGCCUCUGCGACAGCCCUGCGGGGAUCGUGAUGGAGCACAUGGCUGGGGGCUCCUUGGAGAAGGCUCUUCCCACCCACCGAAUGACGUGGCAGCUGAAAUCCCGCAUCAUCCAGGAGACAAGCUUGGGCAUGAAUUUCCUGCACGGCCUGAACCCUCCUUUGCUCCACCUGAACUUAAAGCCAGGAAAUAUCCUCCUGGAUACCCACAUGCACGUCAAGAUUUCAGAUUUUGGCUUGUUCAAGUGGAUGGAGGUAUCCAGCGGGUUGCCGUACAUCGAGAGGUCAGCCCUGAGCAACUCCUUGGGCUACGUUGCCCCUGAGAUGCUUCUGCAAAGCUCUGCACCACCGGGAAUCAAGUGUGAUGUCUACAGCUUUGGGAUUGUCAUGUGGGAGGUUCUAACGCAGAAGAGAGCCUUCGCAGGGGUUAGCAUGGAAACUGUUAUUGUGGGCGUGGCCGCAGGUAAGCAUCCCUGCCUGGAUCUCAUUGGGGAUGACUGCCCAGGAGAGUGCCUCCAAAUGGUCAAUGUGAUGAAGAGAUGCUGGGACCAGCAGCCCAAGAGGAGGCCAAAUUUCACAGAUAUCUCAGCAGAGCUGGACAUAUUACUGUCCUUAAUCCAAAGCCCUGUGGUGAACUUGAAGAAGGAGCACCUCUCCAGAAAGACGUCACUAAGGCCCAGCUUCUCUGGAAGUGGAGAGAGCAACAAAGAUGGAUGUCCCCUCUCUCAGGGAAUGAGCAGCCUUGCUGGUGAAAAGGACAAGGAUCUCUUCCACAGCUCCCUUCAGAAUGUGGUUGAAAACCUGGAAUCCUUCGUCAUAUCUGAAGAAGCCACUGAGAACAGGCCAGAUUUCCUUCACUGCCUGGUGGCUGACGGGAAUCUGGAGCAAGUGGCCGUCCUUUUGAGGCAGGGAGCUGAUGUGAACGGGAAAACCCCCUGCGGGUACACUGCUCUCAUCUUGGCUGUCCAGAAGAGGUCUCUGGAGAUGGUCUCUCUCCUCCUUCAGCAUGGUGCAGAUCCCAGCACGCCUGACAACGAUGGCUGGACGCCUCUUCACUUUGUCACUCAGAACGGGGAUGACAGAAUCGCCCGCCUGCUGCUUGACCACAAGGCUGAGGUGGAUGCCCAAGAACUGGAUGGGUGGACGCCCCUGCACUUGGCGUCCCAGAACAACUUUGAAAGUGUAGUCCGCCUCCUCCUCUCACGCCAAGCUGACCCAAACAUCCAGGAGAGCGAAGGACGGACGGCUUUGCAUGUAGCUGCUUAUUACGGGCAAGUCAAGCUUGCUAAGAUGCUGACCAGUCAAGGGGCAGAUGUGGAAAAGAGGCAGAAGAACCACCGAACCGCACUUCACGUUGCUGUAGAGAAAGGGAAGUUCAGGGUGGUCCAGAGCCUCCUGAAGAACAGAGCUGCAGUUAACUGCCUGGACCAAAAUCUUUGCACCCCUUUGCAUCUGGCUGUAUUAAAAGGGAAAUACCUCACCUGUGAAAUGCUGAUACGAUACGGAGCCAAUGUGGAUCUCUCAACAGACAAGGGAUGGACCCCUUUGCAUCUGGCAUCCUUGAAGGGUCAUGUGGAAAUCAUCAGCCUCCUGGUUGGCAACUAUGCCCAGGUGAAUGCCCGGGGCAGCCUGGGUUGGACGCCUCUGCACUUGGCAAUGCGCUAUAGCGAAGAGCACGUUGCCUCUGAGCUGUUGAGGCAAGGAGCGGACCCAAAUGCUGCUGAGAACUCAGCCUGGACUCCUCUGCAUUUGGCGGUGCAGCGCGGCUCCUUGCCCGGCACUGUGAGUCUCCUGGAGUACAAGGCAGACGUCAACAGCAAGAACAAGUCGGGUUGGACGCCCGCCCACCUUGCAGUCCUCAAAGGGAACCUGCCUAUGAUACAGACUUUGCUCCAAGCUGGUGCUCUCCUGGAGAUGGAGGACGACACAGGUUGUACGCUCCUCCAACUUGCCAUGAGGAGUCAGAAGCAAAACAUUGUGGACUUUCUGCAAGGCCAGAAAUCUUCAGAAGCUGAUUCAAUGAGCCCUGAGGUGUGAACAGAAGACCUUGAGAAACAAACUAGUAAGGCGUUGGUUGCCUCAUCCAGGACAUGGCUUCGUGUGGGAUGGGGGGGCUCAGCCCAUGAGAAUUCACACAGGCGGCCAUUUCAUGUCCUGUCCCAGUUCCUCCACAUGACCAAGCUAGGAACAGAGCCAUUGGUCCUUCAUUCAUAGGCGUAAUGGAGAGGAGGGCGGGAAGAGGGGGAGACAACCCCUGGUUGGCUGAGUGAGUGCCUUUGUGAGGGGUGGUAAAAGGAACAUUUUGGGUGGCAGAAGGAACAAGAAUCAAAAGUUCCAGGAACCUUUACAUCAGUGACAAUAGGUCAGUAUUAUUAUCCCCCCGUGUUCUGGAUGAACAAAUGAGGUUUUUAUAUACAGUAAAGCAUUCAGUUGCUCCCUUUGACCUGUUCUGGUGACUGGAAGCAGCAAAGCAGUCAACCCCCAAAAAACUGGUUAAAGUGCAAAAACAUCACAAUCAACUAAACACAACGCCCUAAACCCCGCCUGUACAAUGAUGCCAAACAGUGAACAGACAUGAGUAUCUAUUAAAUCAUAUGAACAUUUAAAGUAAACAGAGGCAUGGUGAAACUGGCAAUAAGCAUAAAUUCCCAAUAUGCAACCAGAGAGUCUCGAAGUCAGGAAGGUACAGCAGUCCAAAGGGUGUCAUGCAAAAGAAUCCAAACCGAACAAGAGCAUUGCCAGGAGUGGGUCUCUUGUCUGGAUUGGAUUUUUUUUUUUUGCACAGCGCAUUU